GCUCGGAUACUGUUCAUGGAUUGAAAGAUACCCAGAGUGGAAGAAGGUUUGGCCUUGCCAGCAGAUGGUGCUGCUUUGAAUGUCAGUGCAGGCUGUGUUCUUCAGACUGUUUUGUUGAAAGACUGUUUACAUGCAAACAUCCAGGCGCCUUGGUGAGUGAGCUGAUCUGCUUUGCUGAGGGGGGGUGAGCCAUGGCAAUGCUGCUGUCGCUCUCCUCCCUUGCCUUCCUGCUGGGUUACCUAGUGCAUUGCAGCCGCGGGUAUGUGAUCGUCAACUCUGUGUCCUGGGCGGUCACCAACCAGGAGGAAGCAGUGUCCGCCGAGGUGGACGAGGAGGUCGAGGUGGACGUGAUGCCCAACCGCCUGUUCGAGAGCAGCAGCAGCAUCUGGAAAGCCUCCUACCCCGCCGCUGUCUACCAGGAGCAGGAUGGGAACUCCAGGGCCGAGCUCCCCAGUCCUAAAGAGGUCCUCAGCUUCCCCUCCAGGAUGUUUUCUUACCGCAGGGAAGGGCUGAGUGCGAAGGGGCCGGAGCAGGUUGCCACCGAGCAGCCCCAGCGGGAAAAAGCGCGCACCGCCCGCUCCAUGGUCCACUCCAGCAACUGGGGCUUUUUGGCUACCCUCUCCACCCUGGAUAAGAUCAAAGGUAUGCCAUUUGGAAACAUCUUUUCAAUCAGCGAUGGCCUCCUGGACAAUAGUACUGGUGUUCCAUUUUUCUACAUCUCUGCAAUGUUCAGCACAGUUGCAGAUCUGAUGACCAACCCUAGUGCUUCUCUAACAUUGUCAAAGGCUGACACAGAUUACUGCAGACAAAAUGUCAUUGACCUUGAAGACCCAAGGUGUGCCAGGCUGACUCUUACUGGUCAAGUGGUGACUGUGCCUGCUGAUGAAAUUGAAUUUGCAAGACAAGCUAUGUUUUCAAGGCAUCCUGUAAUGAAGAAAUGGCCUCCAGACCAUAACUGGUUCUUUAUGAAAAUGAAUAUUCAACACGUGUGGCUUCAGGACUGGUUUGGAGGGGUUGCCAUCAUCCCACUGGAAGAUUAUUUCAAAGCAAGCCCAAUGAACACUGAAUAGGUUCUAAAAUAAUUUAUCUUUCAAAAAGGAAGCAUUGUUUGCAGUUCUGGUGAAUUAAUUUUCUUGUGUUCAAGUUGGAAAAGUUUGUUUCUUAUAAAGGUAUAUUGACUGAGUACAGCAGGAACAUUUUUUUAUUGUUGAUUCUAGGAAUGUAUGCAUCACAAACAUUUAUUGAUAAUCUCUGUUCUCAAGAAGGUGGUGGUGAGCCUUCUUCUUGAACAGUUGCGGUUCAUACAUGAAAAGUGUUGCUAUCGUGCCUCAAGGAUUUUGACCCAGUCAUGUUGGAAGAUACAUUGUGUGAUGCAGCAUGGGCAAAUUUGCCUCUUCUCCUUGCCAAUACUUUUUGCCUACACAUGCCACACAUUACCACAUUAGUGCGGUCAUACUCCAGGCACAAAAUCUGAGGUAUUCAGCACAGUUAAUAGCCCUCAGUAUUGUAGUACUUCAUAUACAAUAUGAGAUUGUGCUUUGAAACUAGGCUUUUUUAGUAAAGUUCUGCUCACUUUGUUCAGAAUUCUUUUUGCCUGCAAGGUUCCAAGUGUUGUUAUUCCACCAUGAGCUUUACCCAGUGCAAAAUGUGACUUUCAGAAAUUACACACCGUUCUAACUUGUAUUAUUCUGAGUUAGUAUAGAUGUACUGUUUAUAAAUCAUCUUUUGUAAUUGCCAGAAUAUGAAAAGGUCCAUGGCAAGGCAUUUGUUGUUCCUGAUGAAGGGCUUUUGCCCGAAACGUCGAUUUUGCUGCUCCACGGAUGCUGCCUGAACUGCUGUGCUCUUCCAGCACCACUAAUCCAGAAUCUGGUUUCCAGCAUCUGCAGUCAUUGUUUUUACCCCAUUUGUUGUUAGCAGCAAUUUAUUCAUGUCGGUGUGAUCAAAUGUAACAUUGACAUUAAAGUGUUGGUAAUAUAAUAGUGAGCUACAUGAUCAAAGCAUAUCUGUUCUCUGUCAUGCAAAAGCUGUAUUCAGCUGUUCUUCAGCUAUUGUAUUGGAGAGUUUGUGUAAUGUGUUAAUUGUAAUAAAAUUUGUAAUAACAUAUGUUUUACUUUUGCUGGCUAAUAUUAAAAUAUACUAAAAUUGUUGUGGAUGAACUUGCUAAAACUGUCAAGUGAUAAAGGUGCACAGUUUGACUUCAUGAACAUGUGAUAGACAAAUAAAGGCAUUUUAAGAUCUG
This is a messenger RNA of Chiloscyllium plagiosum (whitespotted bambooshark), 2239 nucleotides long. It is a transcript of the gene creg2, whose product is annotated as cellular repressor of E1A-stimulated genes 2. NCBI's taxonomy places the organism in Eukaryota, Metazoa, Chordata, Chondrichthyes, Orectolobiformes, Hemiscylliidae. The record is from RefSeq and is a predicted model, not a curated record.